Molecule: messenger RNA, 678 nt
Organism: Laccaria bicolor S238N-H82
Lineage: Eukaryota; Fungi; Basidiomycota; Agaricomycetes; Agaricales; Hydnangiaceae
Exons: 3
Coding region: 1-678 (225 amino acids)
Biological process (GO): mitochondrial translational elongation
Cellular component (GO): mitochondrion
Molecular function (GO): GTPase activity; translation elongation factor activity
Source: RefSeq, a predicted model, not a curated record
AUGGAGGAUAUUGAAUCCAUUGGUCCUGGUGAAAUUUGUUCCGUUUUUGGCGUGGAAUGCUCCUCAGGCGAUACUUUCACGGACGGUUCUACCAGCUUUUCCAUGACGAACAUGUAUGUUUCAAAACUGGUUAUCUCGCUGUCCAUCAAACCGAAAAGCCUUGAAACCCCAAAUUUUUCGCGUGCUUUGAAUCGGUUUCAGAAGGAAGAUCCUACAUUGAAAGUUCACAUCGAUCAUAAGGGCAAAGAGGUCCGGCUUCUACAUGUCCCGCCUUCUUAUCAACGUCCGGCUAACGACCGCCUCUUAUCUAGACCAUUACUUCCGGCAUGGGAGAACUUCAAUCAGAAAUAUAUGUGGAACGCAUGCGCAAACACUGAUUGCGUCUCUGGCAAACCUCGCGUAGCAUCCCGUGAGACUAUCACUCAACGCGCCGAUUUCGCCUACACGCACAAGAAGCAAAGUGGAGGCGUGGGGUCCAUACGCCAAAGUUGUUGGGGUUUCUAUGAAGCGUUUGAGAAAGGUGACUUGUGUGGUAACGCCAUUUUUGGACGCCAUUUAUCAAGGAUGAUGCCUUUCACGUCGUCAAUUCGUCUGAACAGGCUUUCCGAAUUGCAACCAUCGGUGCUUUACGUGAGACAUUCAAGAUGGCGAAAGGUGUUAUUUUGGAGCCAAUCAUGA